UUACUUCAAAAAGAAAUAAUAGUAAUUUAGUCAAAAAGUCAAAAAGGUACUUUGAUUGUCUAAGUUGCAGCGGAGUUGAAUCCCGGAAUUUUGAACAAGUCGGCGGCGUUUCAAUUGCUUCAAUGGCUAAUUUUAUAGCAAAAUUUCAAAAUAUGUGUAACAAUAUUUCACGAGGAUAUUGUCAUAAGGAUUUUCAUAGUGGAAAUAUAUUGCAAGAUAAAGUAAUUACUUACGUUUCAGAUUUUGGAUUAACAGGACCAGCAGAUAAGCAAAAUUCGAAUGACAAAAUAUAUGGAGUAUUACCAUAUAUCGCUCCAGAAGUCUUGAAUGGAGAAGUAUAUACCUUAGCCUCUGAUAUCUACAGUUUUGGUGUAAUUAUGGCUGAAUUAUCAACUGGAAACCCUCCCUUUUAUGAUAGAAAACAUGACAUGUCUUUAGCCUUAGAUGUUUGUAAUGGACUCCGUCCAGAAUUUGGAAAUGGAACUCCUGAAAUUUAUAAGAAAUUAGCUUAUAGGUGUAUGAAUGCAAAUCCAAAUCAACGACCAACAGCCGAUCAAUUAAAAA
Molecule: messenger RNA, 564 nt
Organism: Funneliformis geosporum
Lineage: Eukaryota; Fungi; Glomeromycota; Glomeromycetes; Glomerales; Glomeraceae
Source: the annotation of a GenBank genome assembly